Molecule: messenger RNA, 924 nt
Organism: Colias croceus (clouded yellow)
Lineage: Eukaryota; Metazoa; Arthropoda; Insecta; Lepidoptera; Pieridae
Exons: 1
Coding region: 1-924 (307 amino acids)
Source: RefSeq, a predicted model, not a curated record
AUGCCACUACAGCGCUCUCCUCCGCCGUCUACUACUACGACACCAACGCUCACGUCGUUGUGGUCCAAGAGCAAAAGCCAACUUGACUCUGGUUCAAAUAUGAGCGUACUAGACUCGGAUACUGACAGAAACAUUCCACUGCGGAAACCGAAAAGAAAACGCAUAGACCAAUAUGAUGAAAUAAAAAACCUAAAAGAAGAUAUUAUGAAUAUGCUUUCUUCUUGGAAAUCAGAGCAAGAAGACAAGAUUACGUCAAUAUUUACCACAGUUAAUUUAUUAAAAGACGAAUGCAGUGAUAUAAAAAAAUCGAUUCAAUAUAUGUCUGACAAGUACGACGACGUUCUAAUUAAACUAACAACGGUUGAGGAAGAAUUAAAAUCAAAACAAAAACAAAUAAAUGAUAUGUGCCAAACAAUUGAGAACAUGGAAUCCUCGCUUAAAUUAACCAGCCUAGAAAUUCGGAACAUUCCUGUCAAAGAAAAAGAAACAAAACAGGACUUGGUGAACUCGGUUUUGGCCAUUGCGGAAACCCUUAAAUGUCCGUUAGUAAAAUCACAGAUAAAUAAUGUGCACCGAACUGGAAAAAGUUCCGCAUCUGAGAGACCCAUAUUGCUUAGUCUUGUAUCCAUUCUCACCAAGGAGGAGAUAUUACAUAACUAUAAGAGAUUUAACAAAGAGAGUAGAAGCUCAAAACUAAAUACCACCCACAUAAAUAUUACCGGCCCACAGAAGCAAAUCUUUAUAUCAGAAUCAUUAUCAACCAGAGCCAAGAAACUCUUCUUUCUCACCCGUGAAUUUGCUAAGAAAAAUAAUUAUUCAUUUUAUUGGACAGUUCGAGGUAUUAUCUACAUCAAAAAGGAAGAAGGUUCGCCAGCCAUACGUGUUGAUAACGAGUGUACCCUGAAAAAUCUGAAACAAAAGUGA